AUGGCCAGUGUUGCCAACCAUCAGCCGGCAGGAUCCAACCACAGCCACCACCCACACACACACAGCAUCCAGCUGCUGCACAAUGCAACGGCUGGCGGGCUGCCUCACGGGCUCGGCCUGCUGACCACAGUGGCCUCGCUGCCGCCCAAGUAUCGCAGCCGUUAUCUGAACAUUAAAACCAAGUGUGAAAUUCCAUUGGAUCUGUCUGUGAAACCGCUGUCGCCAGUGCCAAGCGUCGAUGUGCCAAUGGCGACCACAUUUGCUGAGGUUCCCAGCGGACCAACAGAAGCGGCAUCUGCAGCUACAGAUGAGCUGCCACAGGAGGUGGAGCUCACCCAGGAGGUGGCACAUGAGGUGGUCGUCAUUACAGAGAAGGCCAUAACACCGCCACAAAGUCCAGUUGUAGUUGAAAUUCCAGUGGCUUCACUAAAGCGCAAGUUGAGCGAACAAAGCGAAUGUCUGCCCGCUGCCAAAUUGGCCAAAUCAGAUGUGAGUCCCGUAGCAGCCGUUGAUGCCACCCCCGCCAAACCCAUUAAAGUCUCUGACACGGCGCCGCGCACCACUAAAGCAUCCACCUCAAGUGGUAAAUCGACGCGCAAUAAGGCAACGCGCAAAUUAAAGUUUGACGAGGAGACAAGCUCGCCCGUUUCAGGGACCAUAAUCAGGCCACUCGAAGACAUCACCGAUGGCACAAUGCAGUACAGCAAUGGCGACAUCGAUCCCAAGUACAACAUCGUCGAGAUUACCGAAGAAACCAAGGCGGAACUGGCUGCCAUUAAGAAUGUAAUUGGUGACUAUGUGUGCCGGUUGUGUCGCAUCAAGUUUGACGAUGCCUUUGGCCUGGCGCGCCAUCGCUGCGCCUGCAUUGUGCUGCUUGAGUACCGCUGCCCCGAGUGUGGCAAGCAGUUCAAUUGCCCCGCCAAUCUGGCUUCGCAUCGCCGCUGGCACAAGCCCAAGAAGGAGGCGGUCACUUCCAAAAAGGAGAAUCGCAACACCAGCAAUCAGGAGGAGCAGCAACAACAAGCCACCGGCAAGAAGCCAGCCGAGGAGCUUGCCUUUGAUUGCGGCGAGUGCGGCAAGAAGUUCAAGCGGGCUGCCUAUUUGCGCAAGCAUCAGCUGACGCAUGCCAAGAAGGCACAGACGCAGGUGGCUGAGCCGGAUUCUGAGCCGGAGAGACAACCGGAGGCAACCACCACGAUAACUGGCAGCUUCCAGACGACGGUCUACAAAUCGAAUAGCUCCAGCUCGGCGAGCAGCUCGCAUUCCUACACGGGCACACACGAGGACGAGGGCGUUUAUGUGGCUGGAGCAGCGAGCAGCAGCCACUAUGAUUAUGAGGGCGAUUACAUGUCCGACUGCAGCUCCUCUACCUCCUCCGCAGGUUAUGGUCGACUCCAGAUUGUGGAGCACGGCCUGACUGAGGAGGAGAGCAUUGCGGCUGCUGCGCUGACAAAUCUGCGUAACUGCGCCUCAGUCAUCCAGCACACGACGAUGGCGCACUGA
This is a messenger RNA of Drosophila hydei, 1503 nucleotides long. RefSeq names its product zinc finger protein 184 (gene nerfin-1). Gene Ontology annotation, molecular function: RNA polymerase II cis-regulatory region sequence-specific DNA binding; DNA-binding transcription repressor activity, RNA polymerase II-specific. Gene Ontology annotation, biological process: negative regulation of transcription by RNA polymerase II; neuron differentiation; regulation of cell cycle process. Lineage: Eukaryota; Metazoa; Arthropoda; Insecta; Diptera; Drosophilidae. Gene Ontology annotation, cellular component: transcription repressor complex; nucleus. The record is from RefSeq and is a predicted model, not a curated record. Bases 1 to 1503 code for a protein of 500 amino acids. The transcript has a single exon.